AUGGUUAAAGGUCCAGCCUUGACCAAGACAAAUAUGAAGAUUCCUUCAAGCUCCCCAACAAGACCCGAGAAUAAGCGAGUGCAGCAAAAGUUCACAAGGAAUGUUUCAGUUGUCGGGUUAGCUUUGAUGAAGACGGGAACUUUCACUGCCAUGUAUGCUGUUAUGAUCGAGUCACCAUGGACUCUUAGAAGUUGA
Messenger RNA from Arabis nemorensis, 195 nucleotides. The record is from the annotation of a GenBank genome assembly. NCBI's taxonomy places the organism in Eukaryota, Viridiplantae, Streptophyta, Magnoliopsida, Brassicales, Brassicaceae.